AUGGAGGCACAACAACCAUCAGGGGCGGUGUCCAAACCGUCUCCCACCAGCCAAAAGACCUUCUACAAAACGCCGUCUCAUUUCGAACAGAUAAUCGGCUACUAUCGAGGCGUCCGCCACGGCCAGCAUAUCUUCAUCUCCGGCACCACGGCCGUCAAUCCCAACAAGGCUUCGUCCGCCGCCGAGCCACCGCAAGUUCUCUUCCCCGGAGACGCAAAGAAACAGACCAUCGCAGCCUUUAGAGAGUGUCUGCGCGCCGUCGACAGCCUGGGGGGCAACGGGGUGCAGAGCGUUGUGCGAGUACGCAUGUUUGUCGGCAGACACGAAGACUGCGGUGCAGUGGGUGAAGCGUUCACAGAGAUAUUUGGUGACCGGAAGAGCAAUGCCAACAAUAGCGAUGCUGAGAUCGGGACUGCGGCGACGAUGCUGGUUGUUCAGAAUGGCUUUAUUAAUCGUGAUAUGAUGGUCGAGGUGGAGGUUGAUGCCAUGGCAGCAUAA
Microsporum canis CBS 113480 is the source of this 498-nucleotide messenger RNA. Its product is annotated as YjgH family protein. Lineage: Eukaryota; Fungi; Ascomycota; Eurotiomycetes; Onygenales; Arthrodermataceae. The transcript has a single exon. The coding region runs from base 1 to 498 and encodes 165 amino acids. The record is from RefSeq and is a predicted model, not a curated record.